Molecule: messenger RNA, 1410 nt
Organism: Setaria italica (foxtail millet)
Lineage: Eukaryota; Viridiplantae; Streptophyta; Magnoliopsida; Poales; Poaceae
Exons: 10
Coding region: 181-1083 (300 amino acids)
Molecular function (GO): mRNA binding
Source: RefSeq, a predicted model, not a curated record
GCCAAAUCGUAAAUCGACAGGCUCAUCGGGCCCUUCUCGACGCUGCAGCAGCAGUCGCAGUCGCGCCGCAGUGAAUCGCAAGCAGCCGGGAGCCCGGGAGGGAGGGAGGGACGCGCGCAAGCCCGCCGCGAGUGCCGUGCCUACUGCCGAGCCGGCGUCCUCCUCCGCGGCGCGCCGAGAAUGAGCCUCUCCCACCGCCUCCCGCCGGGCGCGCCGGCGGUGGACCCCUACUACGUGUACGCGCCGCGCCCGGACCCGCAGCGGCACGGCGUCCUCACGCUCUUCGUCGCCGGCCUCCCCGACGACGUGAAGCCCCGCGAGAUCCACAACCUCUUCUCCCACCGCCCCGGCUUCGACCACUGCCUCCUCGAGUAUACCGGCCGCGGCAACCAGGCGGUUGCCUUUGUGACGUUCUUCACUCAUGAGGCGGCCCUGUCGGCAAUGACUUCGUUAAAUGGAACAAUUUUUGAUCCAGAGACUGGUGACCGUUUGCACAUUGAGCUAGCUAAAUCAACUUCACGAAGACCUCGUGGAGGUGGUGAGGUCUACCGAGUUAUUGACAAACGGGCUAACAAAACAGAAGGAAAUGCUGAUCAUGAGAAUGUUGGUGAUGAAGGUGAUGAAGCAGCAUGGGGGGAGGAUGAAGAUGGUGGCAGUGAUGAUAAUGGUGAUGGAGGAUCAGAUGAGCCAUCGGGCACAGAAAAUGAAAAUUCCAGUGAUAAGAAUGAAUUGUCUGCGGAUCAGAGUGAUCAACCAGCACACAAGCAGCAGAAUGGGCAAUCUCCCUCAAACGAUGGACGAGACAAGUCAUCAAGUGAUAUACCACCUUGUUCUACUCUCUUUAUUGCAAAUUUGGGACAUACAUGCACAGAGGACGAACUGAAGGAAGUUUUAUCCAAGGAACCUGGGUUUCAUGUCCUUAAGAUGCGUCGCCGUGGUGGAAUGCCUGUAGCUUUUGCUGAUUUUACGGAUAUAGAAUCAUCUACAGCUGCUAUGAAUAGCCUCCAAGGGACUCUACUCGCUUCUUCUGAUAAUGACGGAUUGCACAUUGAGUACGCGAGGUCAAAGAUGAGGAAAAGCUAAGCUGGUUGGAAGUUGUUGGACUGCAAGGUUUGGCAUGUGAUCUCCGGUUCUCCGCUCGUCCUGAAGGUAUCAGUAGUGGGCAUCCCUGCACAUGUAAACCGCCUGUAGCAUCCGGAUUUUGCUUUAUUUAUCCAAGCAUGAGAACCGAGAGCCGUGCUGACUGUCCCGUGCCAGAACAGCUGGGUUAUUUUACUUGUAUCGUUGAAGAAACUUCCCAGUCUGGAAACUGCUAUGAUCAGAUCUGGCACGAUCCGUACCGCACCAAAACAGAUUUCACUUGACUCGUGGUUGGUUCGUGGGGGAAAAAUUAUUGUGAGCGUGGGAUGA